Molecule: messenger RNA, 933 nt
Organism: Aureobasidium namibiae CBS 147.97
Lineage: Eukaryota; Fungi; Ascomycota; Dothideomycetes; Dothideales; Saccotheciaceae
Product: S-adenosyl-L-methionine-dependent methyltransferase
Exons: 5
Coding region: 1-933 (310 amino acids)
Molecular function (GO): methyltransferase activity
Source: RefSeq, a predicted model, not a curated record
AUGACUUCAGAGACGUCGCCAGGGGAGGCGGCAUCUACGACAUCUGACACAUUGGCAAGUUAUGUCACUGACUACCGUACGGAAAAUGGUCGACGAUAUCAUGCUUACCAAGACGGCAGCUACUGGGGUCCCAAUGAUGAACAAUCCUGCGAGGCCGAAAAUCUGUCGCAUACCAUGUACACCCUGACCCUUGGUGGAGAGCUGCAUUUGGCGCCUAUCAAAGCUCCGCGAGAAAUCCUGGAUGUCGGGACUGGCACGGGCAUCUGGGCAAUCCAAAUGGCCGAUAAGUUUCCCGAGGCCCAAGUCACCGGGACCGAUCUAUCACCCAUACAGCCGGAUCUGGUUCCUGAAAACUGUGUGUUUGAAAUUGACGACAAUUCACUAGACUGGACCUGGGAAGAGAAUCAACUUGAUUAUGUUCACGUAAGAGAAAUGAUGGGAUCAAUCAAGGAUUGGGAUUUGUUCUGCAACGAAGCCUUGCGAUGCAUUGCACCUGGUGGCUAUAUUGAGAUCAUGGAACACUCCACCUGGCCGGUCAGUGAUGAUGGCUCGCUAAGUCCUGAUCAUUUCUACAACACUUGGGGCCAAACCAUCAGUGACAUUUCCGUGAAAUGGGGGAAGACCUUCGACACUUGGAAAGAGAGCAAGGCCCUUUUGGAAAAAGUUGGCUUUGUUGAUGUUGUUGAGAAACGCUUCAAGUGGCCCAUGAAUGGCUGGUCCAGCGAUCCGGCACUCAAGAAGCUUGGAGAGCUCAAUCAAAUGCGCGUCACAGAACAUAUUCAAGGCUUUACCCUGCGAUUACUGACCGGUGCCGGCGAGUGGCCACUUCCGCGAGCUCACGUUUUCUUGGCCGAGAUGAGAAACGCCUUGAAAGACACCGAUUGCCAUGCAUUCCAAGAUGUGAGCGUCGUGUAUGGUAGAAAGCCAUCAUGA